Lotus japonicus is the source of this 2149-nucleotide messenger RNA. RefSeq names its product pre-mRNA-splicing factor SLU7-A-like. NCBI's taxonomy places the organism in Eukaryota, Viridiplantae, Streptophyta, Magnoliopsida, Fabales, Fabaceae. Gene Ontology annotation, molecular function: pre-mRNA 3'-splice site binding. The record is from RefSeq and is a predicted model, not a curated record. The transcript is spliced from 10 exons. Gene Ontology annotation, cellular component: spliceosomal complex. Gene Ontology annotation, biological process: mRNA splicing, via spliceosome. Bases 145 to 1749 code for a protein of 534 amino acids.
ACCGCCAUUAUCAUAAAGAAAAACUGCAUUUGUUAAACUCGAUACCUAACCUGAGCGCUAUCAAUUCAUUCGCAAUCAGAGUGCUCGAUUCUGCAUCCUUCUUCUCCUUCAAUUUGUAUUCAGAUCUUCGGAUUCGUUAACACCAUGGCAACCGCAUCAGUGGCAUUUAAGUCGAGGGAGGAUCAUCGCAAACAGAUUGAGUUGGAGGAAGCCCGUAAAGCUGGGCUUGCUCCAGCUGAGGUGGACGAAGAUGGAAAGGAAAUCAAUCCCCAUAUUCCGCAGUAUAUGUCUUCUGCGCCUUGGUAUCUUAAUGCUGAGAGACCUAGUUUGAAACAUCAAAGGAAAUGGAAAUCUGAUCCCAACUACACUAAAUCAUGGUAUGAUAGAGGUGCUAAAACAUUUCAGGCUGACAAGUUCAGGAAAGGUGCAUGUGAGAACUGUGGUGCAAUGACACAUGAUGCAAAGUCAUGUAUGGAAAGACCACGAAAAGCAGGAGCAAAGUGGACAAACAAGCACAUUGCCCCUGAUGAAAAGGUAGAAACUUUUGAGCUUGACUAUGAUGGAAAACGGGACAGAUGGAAUGGGUAUGAUGCAUCAACUUAUGCUCGAGUCAUUGAGAGGUAUGAAGCUAGAGAUGAAGCUCGAAAGAAGUACUUGAAGGAACAACAGCUGAAGAAAUUGGAGAAGAGUGACCAAAAUGGUGAGGGUUCUGCUAGUGAUGAGGAUGAAGACGAAGAUGAUCUAAGGGUAGAUGAGGCAAAGGUUGAUGAGAGCAAACAAAUGGAUUUUGCAAAGGUUGAGAAGCGAGUACGUACAACUGGUGGUGGGAGUACAGGAACUGUGAGGAACCUACGUAUUCGAGAGGAUACUGCAAAAUAUCUUCUUAAUCUUGAGGUCAAUUCUGCUCAUUAUGAUCCCAAGACCAGGUCAAUGCGUGAAGAUCCUCUUCCAGAUGCAGAUCCAAAUGAGAAGUUUUAUCUGGGUGAUAACCAAUAUAGAAAUAGUGGUCAAGCUUUGGAAUUCAAGGAAUUAAACAUCCAUGCUUGGGAAGCAUUUGACAAGGGGCAAGAUGUUCAUAUGCAAGCAGCUCCAUCCCAAGCUGAAUUGCUCUAUAAGAAUUUCAAGGUCAUGAAGGAGAAAUUGAAGUCUCAAACAAAGGAUACUAUCCUCGAGAAGUAUGGCAAUGCAGCUGAUGAGGACAAACUUCCAAGAGAACUUCUGCUUGGUCAGAGUGAGGGCCAAGUUGAGUAUGAUCGUGCUGGUAGAAUUAUUAAGGGACAGGAAGCAGCAGUCCCCAGGAGCAAGUAUGAAGAAGAUGUUUACAUUAACAACCACACAACUGUUUGGGGCUCUUGGUGGAAGGAUCACCAAUGGGGCUUCAAGUGUUGCAAGCAGACAAUACGUAAUAGCUAUUGUACCGGUGCUGCUGGUAUUGCGGCUGCUGAGGCUGCAAAUGACCUUAUGAGGGCUAAUAUUGCCCGUAAGGAGGCUGCUGCAGAGGAUGCUAAACCAAUGGAGGAGAAAAGGCUGGCUACAUGGGGAACUGAUGUCCCUGAUGACCUAGUUCUGGAUGAAAAAUUGCUUGCAGAUGCACUCAAAAAGGAGGAUCAAAGAAAGAGAGAAGAGAAAGAUGACAGGAAGCGUAAAUAUAAUGUUAGAUGGAACGAUGAGGUUACUGCAGAGGAUAUGGAGGCAUACAGGAUGAAGAAAGUACAUUCUGAUGAUCCAAUGAAGGAUUUCUUGAACUGAAGUUCGAGAGGGCAAAAAGGCCUGCAUUUUCAUAAACCUUCAUGUUGUUUUGUUAUUGGAUUAUCACUUCGGCUUCCUUGAUAUCCUUUGAGCAGUAUGACAAGAGGAGCUGAGUGGAACUCUAAUGCUUGUACAGUUUUAUUUGUAUGCCAAGUUAUCUAUGUUUCAAAUACUUGGCAGUUUUAAUGACCUGGUAUCUUUAUCAAUCAACUUCGUUUCAAUUAUGUAUCCUCCCUUCCCUGAGAUUCACAACCUUUGAUAGAGCCAUGAUACAGAUGUUACUCUGUACUGAUAGUAUGUGGAUCGAUCUCAAGUGAAGUAGGCAUGUAAGUGGCUACAGUCACAAACUCUACGUAGUAGUGUUUUUUUGUUUUUCUAUCUAAAAUAUGGCCUUAAAUGA